AUGCAUCUAGCACAGCUGCGGCAGCCUUUGACGAGGGCUGCUGCCAACAGCUGCCACUCCGUCUGCCGGUUACCCACCACCCACUCCUCCGUCUCCGCGGCCGCAAUCCUCUCCGAGCAGUUCGCCCACCUCCGCAUCGGCCCAACAAGUAGCAAUGUCGCCGUCGAGGGUCGCCGUUAUGCCAGUGUCAAGGCCCAGGGUGCCUACAGGCUCAAGCCCAAGAGGACCAUCCCCAAGAAGCUCGGCGCAAAGAAGACGGGUGACCAGUACGUGAUCCCCGGCAACAUCAUCUACAAGCAGCGCGGCACACUAUGGCACCCCGGCGAGAACACCAUCAUGGGCCGCGACCACACCAUCCACGCCGCCGUCGCCGGCUACGUCAAGUACUACCGUGACCCCCAGCUCCACCCGGACCGUCAGUACAUCGGCGUCGUCUUCAACCGCAACGACAAGCUCCCUUACCCCAAGGACGCCCCGCGCAAGCGCAAGCUCGGCCUCGUCGCCGUGCCGCGCAAGGUUGAAGAGGUUGAGAAGCCCACCAUGUCCGCCUCCGGCCUCCCCCUCUUUGUCACCCGCCACGAGGCCAUCGAGAUCCCCCCACCAGCAGUGACGACACCCGCUGCCGCCGGCAAGGCAGUCAAGGGCCAGGGCGCCCGCGUAUCAGCCUCCGGCGCCGCCGCCGUCCCUGCCUCCAACAGCACCAUCUCCGCCUCCGCCUCGUCGAACAGCAACAACGGCGGCUCCUCCGUCAUUGCCGAACUCAUCAAGGAAAAGCUCGCCGCCCGCGCCGAGUACAACGCCCGACAAUCGGCCCUGCGCAAGCUGCAGCAGCAAAAGAUGCUCGCGCGCCGCGGCACGCGCGUCCUGCGCCUGAUGAACAACUACAGCUACCGCGAGACCAACUGGGAGAUUGGUCGCUUGAUUGGCGACCCCGGUUCCGUGCCUGGUACCGAGAAGGUGGGCAGCAGAAAGGCCAAGUUCCGCGCGCGCAGGAGGAGAAGAAACACUUUCUUGCUUGGCAUCAAGGAGCGUAAGCUGGCCAAGGCGGAUAGACGCGAGGAAUACAGGAGACGUGUGCGCGAGAAGAGGGAGCAGAGGUUGGUGCAAAGGAAGGAGUUUUUGGCCAAGCAGAGGGAGGCCAAGAAGGCCAGGGAGGGUGGUGCCGCUGCUGAGAAGAGUGAGAAGAAGGAGGUGAAGGCUGAGAAGCCUGCUGCUGCUGCUGCUCCCAAGGUUGAGGCGAAGAAGGCUGAAAAGCCCAAGGCUCCUGAGGCCGCCAAGAAGGAGAGCAAGCCCAAGGUUGAGGAGAAGAAGGCUGCUGCUGCUGAGCCCAAGAAGGACUCCAAGACGGAGAAGAAGGACUAA
This is a messenger RNA of Neurospora hispaniola, 1362 nucleotides long. Its product is annotated as ribosomal L27 protein-domain-containing protein. The record is from RefSeq and is a predicted model, not a curated record. Gene Ontology annotation, molecular function: structural constituent of ribosome. NCBI's taxonomy places the organism in Eukaryota, Fungi, Ascomycota, Sordariomycetes, Sordariales, Sordariaceae. Gene Ontology annotation, cellular component: mitochondrial large ribosomal subunit; ribosome. Gene Ontology annotation, biological process: translation. The coding region runs from base 1 to 1362 and encodes 453 amino acids. The transcript is spliced from 2 exons.